AUGUCCGCCUCCAAAGCCUCCUCCCUGCGCGCCCUCCGGACCCUCGCUGCCAACAGCAGACAAGUCCCCCGGCGCCACCUCCACAUGACCGGCCCCGCCGAAUUCCCCUCGCCAGCACUCGUCGCAGGCCGCCCGUCCGCCAGCACGAAAGACCUGACGGCCGCCAUGGACGCCGCCUCCAAACGGCCGUCGAUGGAGCCCUCGGAAACCUCAACCCCAGCCGUGCGCCACUUCAACACGAGCCGCAGCCUCAAGGCCGUCAACGACAACUCGACAAUCGACUUCAUGUACAUCCCGGACUUCGACCCGGACCUGGACGCCGACGCGCCCAUGAUGCGGGUCCCGCUGCUGCCGCAGACUAAGGCGUCGCAGCCUCUGUACGACAUCGAGGCUCAUGAGACUCCGGUCAUGGAGCCCCAGAUCUAUACGGUCGCGGCCGAUGGCACCCAUAUUAGCGCUCCGGCUGCCAUGUCAGACGUGCACGACAACGCCGCCAUGAACAUCGAUUUCGAGGGCUUGGCCAACCAGGCCACGAAGACGGUGACGGGGAAGUCGGUCGAGGAGCAGGUGGGCACCGUCAAGCAGGUCUGGAACGGGCUCUUGGAUGACCUGUUCGGACCCAAGGCCUCGAAGGCCUAG
This is a messenger RNA of Coniosporium apollinis CBS 100218, 639 nucleotides long. RefSeq lists its product as uncharacterized. NCBI's taxonomy places the organism in Eukaryota, Fungi, Ascomycota, Dothideomycetes. The record is from RefSeq and is a predicted model, not a curated record. Bases 1 to 639 code for a protein of 212 amino acids. The transcript is spliced from 2 exons.